GCAACAUAACAACCUAGUAACCUAGCAAUCGAACCGAACAACCGAACCAACCGAACCAACCGAACAGAAGAAGAACAAAAAAAAAGAGCAAGCCUCGAGCAUUAAAGAUAUACCACCAGACACACAUCUAGACACACAUACUUUCUCUUUAUAUCUUAAAAAAAACCAACAACAACAAUAAUAAUAUCGCCAUCAGAUAAUAAUAUAUACAAGCACAAAAGAAAAGAAAAAAACAACAACUAUGGCUAUGCUGGAAAAACCAAUAUCAGAAAUUGUUGAUGGCCAGGCCAUACAGUCAACUAGUUCCUGUACCUACAGGUUCAUACCUAGCACCUGCAGUUAUCUUGCCGAACAAAGAAACUACCAACUUAUCAUGAGACAAGAACCUCAAAGAGCAAAGAUGAGCGUCAUAAAUGAAAGAGACCGAAGACCAAUUGAACCUCCACCAAUUCUUCAGUUGAACUGGUUGAAUUGCUCCACUGAAGAAACAAAAAAGUACCUUCAGAGUCCGUUUUAUUUCAUGGUGGCAAAUCUGAUGAAGGCCAAUGACACCACAAAAGCACUCGAUUCCCACGAAUACCUGUCUGGUUCCACUGUAUCUUCACUCUACAGACUAAGAGAUGUUGACAAUACUGACGGAGGCUUUUUUGUAUUUGGUGACUUGGCUGUCAAGAAAGAUGGUUAUUACAGGUUACAAUUCAACCUUUUUGAGAUUAUGGAUGGCACUGUCCAAAACCGCAAAACCAUGCUCUCUGAAGUAUUCGUGGUCCACUUACCAAAAAAGUUCCCUGGUGCAAUAGAAGCCACUUUUUUGUCACGAACAUUUUCUGACCAGGGAGUCAAGAUGAGAAUCCGCAAAGAACAUCGUCUUCAAACUCGUAAGAGAAAGGCCGAAAGACAAAUAGACUCUGAUAUGGCUGACGUCAAGAGAGUAGUCGUAACAGACCAAGAACCCAUUUCAGGGCAACGAACCUCGUGCCAGAAUGAAGUCCUGUUUGGUCGUUGGCAAUCAAACGUUGGUGUGACUAGCCGAUCGCUUGGCCAGACUGGACCUAUAGAAACAAUUCACCAAGCCAGCUCGAUGUCUGCUGUAAAUCCCUUCAACCCUGGAGGUGAAGGCAGACUUAGAUACAAGGAUCUCACGAGCAGGUUUCGUUACUAUCCAAAACAACAUGAAAAUAAAGGCUUCUAUGAACCAAUGGACACCAGUAACAGCAUUAGUACGAGCACUAGCACUAGCACAAACACUAGCAUCAGCCUCAGCAACAGCCUUAGCAGCAGCACAAUUGGUACUCCAAAUAGCCCAAGUGGAGACAUCGGCGGCAAUACCAACGAUGGAGAGCCUCUGGCACAAGACACAUCAGAGUUCCCAUCUCCAAUUUCUCGGACACACUCAGUCACAUCUGAAGCUCCAGAGCAAUUGUCUUGGUCACCUGCCUCAAACGACAUGAUGAAGAUCGAAAGGCUGGCGUCGCAUGGAUGCGGCUCCCCUUCCUCUGGAGGAGCAUGGCACUUGACCAACAACAGUAGCAGCAACAGCAACAGCAACAGCGACAGCUACCAAGACACACCAGAUCUCUUCCAUAACUCAAGCAAUUCCCCUCCUUCACCCACACCUACCGCCUACACUGUGCAAUCCCCUCCUACCUUGAUUCAUCAAGCACCUUCGUCCGAGGCUCAUCUAGCUAGCUACCACUUUACAGCAAGUGACCGACGCCCCACACAAUCUUACGCAUCAGAAGACACACAUCCUUUGUCUCACAUCCACUACGCAGCCACAAAGAAUGAGCACUGGGGAGAGCGCUUACCUCCACUUAGAGCCAUUAUGGAAGACCAGCAUACAGAUCAACAUAGUCUUCACACACAUGUGGCUCCCCUUGAAUUGCCUGCCAUCAUUACAUCUGGGAACCCUCAUCGCCUUGGUGCAGAUUCUUCCUCCUCCUCCUUUUUACCAACUCUUUUUCCUUCUUAUGUACCUCAAUCAAACCAACAGCCAAAAAAACAGCAUCAGCAUCAGUAUCAGCAUAAUCAUACUCAUAAUCAUAAUCAUCAUAAUCAUCAAUCGAGGCAAACUCCUCAUUCCAUGUCAGGACAAGAUGUGGGAGGUAUAUUUGCUCAAUGUUCAAUCUAAAAAAAAACCUCCCUCUUCCUCAUCCUUCUCUUCUUCUUCUUCUUAUUUUCUCUUAAAAUCCAAAACACAAAAUCCGCAAAGAGACCUAUAGCUAUUCCUAUUCCUAAUCCUACCCCCCACCCCCUUCCUUUUUAUUUCUACACUCUUACUCUUUCAUUUACAUUUUUUUGUUUUCGUUUGUUUUGCUUGUUUCCCCUCCCUCAUUUAUGCCACGCACAGCAUUGUUUUAUAUCCCUCUUUAUCUUCAAUACUCCACAUCCUUUAUAUCCAUAAGCUUUCUUUGUCAUUAUUUUGUUUUAUUCUUCUUUUCUCUUGAUUACUCGUGUACACACCUUUGUUUCUCUUCUCUCUCUCUCUCUCUUUAUAUUAUACACACACAUAUAUAUAUUAUUAUCUUGUAUGCACAUGAAAUAGAUACUGUGUUUCUUUUUGUC
Phycomyces blakesleeanus NRRL 1555(-) is the source of this 2565-nucleotide messenger RNA. RefSeq lists its product as hypothetical. The record is from RefSeq and is a predicted model, not a curated record. The transcript is spliced from 7 exons. Bases 242 to 2131 code for a protein of 629 amino acids. NCBI's taxonomy places the organism in Eukaryota, Fungi, Mucoromycota, Mucoromycetes, Mucorales, Phycomycetaceae.